Fulvia fulva is the source of this 1113-nucleotide messenger RNA. Its product is annotated as 3'(2'),5'-bisphosphate nucleotidase. Bases 1 to 1113 code for a protein of 370 amino acids. Gene Ontology annotation, molecular function: 3'(2'),5'-bisphosphate nucleotidase activity. The transcript is spliced from 2 exons. NCBI's taxonomy places the organism in Eukaryota, Fungi, Ascomycota, Dothideomycetes, Mycosphaerellales, Mycosphaerellaceae. Gene Ontology annotation, biological process: sulfate assimilation. The record is from RefSeq and is a predicted model, not a curated record.
AUGUCUACAAAACAUCAACAAGAGCUCGACGUAGCUUGUAGAGCCGUCCAGCACGUCGCAGUACUGACACAGCGUCUACAACGGGAGACAAUCAGCCAAGAUGGUCAAGUCAAGAAAAGCGACUUCUCACCAGUCACGAUAGGUGACUUUGCCAGCCAAGCACUUCUUACUUCAGCAUGCCACGGAGCCUUUCCAAAUGACAAGUAUCUAGCCGAAGAGUCUGCAGACGAUCUCAGGCAAGACGACUCGCUUCUCACACAAGUGUGGCAGCUUACGGAGGACCUCAAACCUGCGUUCGAGAGAUCGAGCCUGAGAACGCCAGCUUCGAGGCAAGAGAUAUGUGAUCUGAUGGACUGGGGCGGCAAGCAGCAGCGAAGCGAUGAUGGCAGGACUUGGGUUUUCGAUCCCAUCGAUGGCACUGCUACAUUCUUGAAAGGCCAGCAGUAUGCCAUCAAUUGUGCUUUCCUCAUCGACGGCAUCGAGCAAAUUGGCAUCAUCGGCUGUCCCAAUGUGCUUCUGGACUCUGACACUGUCAGUGAGCAGGAAGUCGACCACAACGGUCUAGGUCUCAUGAUAUUUGCAGUCCGUGGCGAAGGUACAUACAUUCGACCCAUGCGGGACAACGGCGAGCUUGCUCCCGCCACGAAAGUGGAGCGACAUGGUGACAGAGCUACGAUGGACAAGUUGAUAUGGUCUGAUUGUGCUACAUACACUUCGACGAUCAUGCAUUUGCAUCAGCAAGUGGCGAGCAAGCUGUACACACCUUGGCCUGGUGUUGAUCUUUUCAGCUCGUUGAUGAAGUACGCUGCACUGGGGCUUGGACGAUGUGAUCUUGUGAUACGUAUCUUCAAGUUUGCUAGCUGGAGGAGUAAUAUAUGGGAUCAUGCUGGUGGGGUUCUGAUCUUCGAAGAGGCGGGCGGCAAGGUGACCGAUCUUGAAGGGAAGUCGAUCGACUUUACGAAGGGCAGGAAGAUGGCUGACAAUUAUGGUCUGGUCUGCGCGCCGUCCGCUGUGCAUGCUGAAGUUCUCAAGCUCGUCCAGGAGACGUUGAAAGCACACGAACAAGUCAAUGGACCCAUACCCUGGGCCAAGGAUGCGAAUCAAAGAUCCUGA